AUGGCGUCGACUGUCCGCACAGUGGAAGGCGCCAGUGGACUGCGCAUAGAAAAUAACGUGAACGGUAGCCAAAAAAGGGAGCCACAUGUUGAAAAGUGCGGGGGAGUUUUAUAUGUGCUCUCCACGGUUGAGCUGCCGGCAGCGACGGAUGAUGUGGUGGAUAGCGAUGUGGACUUCGAGUUGGAACGGCUAUGCUCGGUUGAUGGUUCGGACCCAUGA
Messenger RNA from Haemonchus placei, 219 nucleotides. Lineage: Eukaryota; Metazoa; Nematoda; Chromadorea; Rhabditida; Trichostrongylidae. The record is from the annotation of a GenBank genome assembly.